Messenger RNA from Thunnus maccoyii (southern bluefin tuna), 7182 nucleotides. RefSeq names its product IKAROS family zinc finger 2 (gene ikzf2). Gene Ontology annotation, biological process: regulation of transcription by RNA polymerase II. The coding region runs from base 1613 to 3163 and encodes 516 amino acids. Gene Ontology annotation, molecular function: RNA polymerase II cis-regulatory region sequence-specific DNA binding; DNA-binding transcription factor activity. The transcript has 9 exons. The record is from RefSeq and is a predicted model, not a curated record. NCBI's taxonomy places the organism in Eukaryota, Metazoa, Chordata, Actinopteri, Scombriformes, Scombridae.
CAGGGUAUGUAAAAAACGCAUGUGGUCACUUUAUGUCCUUGAGUACACUGUUGUGUCUAUAGAAAUAUUCUAACAGUAUGACAGUGAUGUUUUCUGUCGCCAAAGGACAUAACUUGGCUGCAGCCUUAGAAAUAAGAGGCCCCUGUAACCUAAUCGAUUGCCGAGCAGAGAGGCAGACUGGGUCCACACUCUGUGAUCCGUUUCUCUGUGUCAGACCAACUUCCCAGAAUAGCAACUCGGGCGGGUUGUCUGCUGCUCUGCUCUGCUGUAGGAGAUGGAGGAAGUCAGUGGUGGAUUUAACAACUGUUGCUUUUGCUGCUUCUGCUGCGGAACCAAACUACCUUUGAGUCCGCGCUGCAUGGCGCAUGUCGGGUUAGAAUGAAGUCUAUUCCAAACCGAGACAUUCAGUCUGGAUCAAUGUGCAAGUUCAUGGGAUAUAAACUCCUACGUGUUUAAGGUAAAUAAAAAGAGAGCGAGAGAAACAUAAGUGCAUGAGACGGUUUGUAUUAACUAAUCAUCAUUUUGCUGUUUUAAUAUAGCAAUUCAAUAUCAUUCGACUAUCAAUAGGCUACAGACGCUGCUAGAGGCGCAUGUCUGCAGCAAAGGCAGACAAGGAGCGUCUGUGUGAUGAAUGGAAAGGCAGACGGGCUCUGCUGUAGACUGCGGUGAUCGGAUAACCUGUUGAAUUGCCGCUGUCAGUCAGUGCUAAGCCACGCAGGCACCAACAGCCAGCAAAAAAAUCAUCAAACACGAGAAGCACAACGCGUUGCCACAAACGCGCUUCACGUUUUAUACAGGCUAGCUGAUCCAGAGAUGCACUGUUGCCGAAUGCACCGUCCUCACCGGUUAACCUGUCUGUAACACAGAAUUCUCCCACCGUUUUGCUGCUGACAUAAAUAUUCAUUCGGUUGCAAAGUCAUGGUGCAGACAUACUAGGAAGUAUCAAAAGUGGUAGGCCUAUAAAUUAAGAAAAGGGGGGCGGCAAUAAUUUUAAUUUCUACAUUCUCUGAUUGGAUAAUUCAUAGCUUUUAUCAUAUUGUUGUUUAAUGCAUUUUGAAGGUGGGGUGGUGCAGCACUUUACCCAUCGUUUAAUUUGCCACUACAUCAUAUUAUUCCCAUUGCCCGCCUCAGCAGGUAAAACCCGUGAGGUCCGACCUUGAGUCAUGUCUCCACAGUUAGCUUUUCAACAUUGCCUACCCACGGAUUUCCAGUUGAAAAUAGCUCGGCUGCUCCCUGCCACUAUGGCUAAUUCCUUAGGAACCGGUGGAUCCAGUUUGAUCCAUCCCUCUCUUUCUUUCCUUUACCAACUUGUUGAGUCUUCCCCCUCGAUGUUCCUACUGUAAGUGUGCAUUGUGUAAGGCUCAGCUGCUAGUUGAGACUUCUAAAGAAAUGUCACAAGUUUGAGUCGAGUGCGUGUGGAGCUUGACGGGACGGUGUCGGUGUCGCUUCUAAAGUGAAAAAUUCGACCGGACGCGCGCAGAAAAGGCUUUAACGCAGCGACAGUCACCUGGAGGUGGAGACAUUUUACCAACCCCCUCCCUCCGUCCUUGACUGAAAUUACCAACUCAUUUUGCACAGGGGAGACACUUGAAGCACUCCCAUAGCUCUUGAAAUGGAGGCUCCCGAAGGCUACUGUGCUAGUAACGGCCAAUGCUCUCCCGGUAAGGAGAAGUCGAGAAUGUUGGUGGAUAUGUCAACACCUAAUGGACAGACUGUUCCUCAGGGUCCUAAUUCCCCCAGUGAACUGACGAUUAAGCAAGAGGAAGAAACAGGGGAGGAGGCUGACAACAAAAGCCCAGCACUUGAAGGGCUAGGCCAAACAGGGGAAGAGGAGGGAGUAGCAUUAGAGGAAUCCAUGACUGUCAGCCCAAGCAACACACAGGAUGGAUUGUCUGGGCAAAGUAUGGCAGCUGAUGCAGAAAGUCGACAACCUAAUGGUGACAGGCCGUUCCAGUGCAACCAGUGUGGCGUCUCGUUCACCCAGAAGGGAAACCUGCUUCGACACAUCAAGCUGCACACAGGCGAAAAACCCUUCAAAUGCCCCUUCUGCAACUAUGCCUGUCGGCGGCGAGAUGCCCUCACUGGUCAUCUGCGCACUCAUGCUGUUGGAAAACCACACAAGUGCAACUACUGUGGGCGGAGCUACAAACAGCGGACCUCCCUAGAGGAGCACAAAGAACGCUGCCAUAGUUACCUGCAGAGUAUCGGCUUGGAUCCAACCGCCAACACUGGCCCUUACACAGGUGAGGUUCCUAAAGAGUCAAGGCCCAUGGCUACCUUUGAUCGGCCACCUGUUAUUGAAAGACUGCACAGCAAUGUUGGCAAGAGGAAGAGCACCACACCUCAGAAAUUUGUGGGUGACAAGAUCCCACGCCUCAGCUACCCUGACCUAGGAUAUGAGAUGGGCCUCAAGUACGAGAAGAAGGCUGAACUGAUGCCGGCCCACAUGAUGGACCAGGCCAUCAGCAAUGCCAUCACUUACCUUGGAUCAGACACACUUCGGCCCAUGCUCCACCAUCCAGGGCCCCAUAUUUCUAUGGCUGAGGUGGUGCCCAUGGUCAACCCCCUGUUCCAUCAUGUCCUGCCCCUGGGCCAACGAACAGACCGCCCAGGAAACUGUGACACGCUGCCACCACAGCUACCACUGCUCACUGAUUUCCCCAGCCAUCCCACCUCAAAUGGCCCCACUGCUUUGACCAGGCAGGGCAGGCAGGCUCAGCCAGGGCAAGAGGAAUCUCCCAACCACAGUGGAGUUGACUCGGCCGAUUCAGCUCGCAGCAGCCCUCAGGAGAGGCAAAGCUACCAUGGUAGCAACCCCCCUCCCGGCCUCAGGUCGCAAGCAAGUCCAGCAGUGGUCUUUUCAGGUGACCGGGUGAGAGAAGCAUCACCCAGAAGUGGAAUGGUGACUGGGAUAAUGCGAGUGGCCACAGAGAGGCCUGUAAGUCAGGAAGGGGUGCGGGUCUUUGGACGUGAAGGCCAGGAGUUGCGGGCCUUCCAGUGUGAGCACUGUCGGGUACUCUUCCUGGACCAUGUCAUGUAUACCAUCCACAUGGGUUGCCAUGGUUACAGAGAUCCACUGGAAUGCAACAUCUGUGGUCACCGCAGCAAAGACCGCUAUGAGUUCUCCUCUCACAUAGUCCGUGGUGAACACACCUUCCAGUAAGAGGAUGGGUAAGAAAGACAAAGAAGGGAAAGGAGCAAUAGCCUGAUAUCCGUCCCUAUCCCCAGACCUCUGAGACUCCACAGUUGAAUGGCAUUGUAGACAAGUGUAGCACAAUCAUAGACUUCUUUUUAAGCUACUUAGUGUGAACCUGAACAGUUGAACAAUCAUAUGAAGGUACGGGCCAAAGACACAUUUUAUACAUAUUUAAUUACGAUUUAUUGUAGAGGAAGAAAGGUACAUUUUUUUUCAGAAAUUGUUCAUGAAUUGUAUAACAGUGCAGCUGUUAGAUGACUUUGACUCGUUUUUCAUUUUAGUCUUGUUUGGAAAUGUCUCCUUUUGUGGCUGUCCCUUCAUCAUGCUUUUAUAGUGAAAUAAUGUUUUCACCCUCAAGUAGUAAAGAAUGCAUAAAAAAUAUUAGAACAUGUUCCAACCUUGUGGGCUUAAUGCACUGGAUAAACUGUUUAACCAGAAAGAAUGUCAUGACUAACAAAGAUGACAGAGCCAAAGUAUUUCAGGUAGUCUCAAAUUCAGAAAAUUCUUUCAUAGACAUAAUAGCAGGAUGUGCUGCUAUGGAAUUUAUGUAUUCAAAAAAGUUUGAUCAUCUAUGUCUAACAUAGUAAAUGUUUUAAAACCAUUUUAAAUUCUUGCUAAAAACAGACCUCACAGAGAAUCAUGGCAUUGAACAGGACCACUUUCUGUGGCAUGCUGCACAAAAUCCGUACAGUUGGUGUUGUUUGCCAGGGCACAUGAUGGUCAUCUGGUACUGUGUGUUCAAACUUCUAGCAACUUGGUGUCCAUUUGGACUUGACUGUCAGUGGUGUGGUAUGGUUGUCUCUGAUUGAACCUAUCUGUGGCUGUAGAAAUCUGAACCAUCAUGCCAUCAUCUUCAGAAUUUUGUUCUGCCUCAUAUAACUGUAUAUUUUUUUAUGAAUUAGCAUACUUAGAUUGAUUUGCUCACUAGAGUUUAAUAAUUAAAAAUAAAAUAAAGUUGUAAAUAAAUUAACACAUACAUUAAUAUAUUACAUUCAUGAGCGCAAAGAAUAAUUUCAAAUGCAAAAGUUCUUAACACCAAGUUGGAAAUAUAAAAUAGUUAAUGUAAUGAAAUUAUAAAAUUUACAUUUAAAGUGAUCAUAUAGAGUACAUUUGUAAAUCUAAUCUUAUUUUUAUUUUUUAUUCAUAUAUCAUGCAACUACAUUUGUUGCUUGUAUCGUGACUCUCUCCAAAGUUACCAGCCUCCAUCCAGUUUGCUUUUAUGAGAUGGAACUACUGAUCAUGAAACAAGGAAGUGCACAGUGGUUCUUGUCAGCCCUGUGACCAUAAAGUUUUGCCACAGCCAUCUUUUUCUCAUCUUUUUUUUUUUUUUUCUAAGCUGCCCAGCUAGUGCAUUCUCCACAUAAAUAACUGGCCAUAUGUUUCUUAACCUGGUUGCUCUUAUAGAACAUUAAUCAAUCUUGGUGACUCAUGGGUUGUGUUGCUUGCAGUGUGAACACACAGUAUAACUUGGAGCAUUGUACUUUGUUUGAAACAGUUCCAGGCGGACUUGCACAUCGACAGCCUAAAAUGGGAAAAGGGUGGUUUAAAUUUUGCUUUUAAUCAUUUAACUAUUGGAGUUUGAUUCUUUAUAGCAAUGGAUACCACAGGGAUAAUGGCAAAGCAGGGUAAUGAUACAGCAUGGGAUGGUCUUCUCUGUUGUAGCCCACUCUAUGCUUUAGGCCCUUCUUUUUGAUGUAAUACACUUUGUGAUUUAGCUUGGAUGGGUGUGUGUAUGUGUUGUGCUGCUUCUUCAGUUCUUGGGUGUGGGGUCAGGUGGGGUCCACAUUAUUCGUGCUGUUUUCUAGCACACUAAAUACAUGCUUACAUGUCCAGUUUCAAUGCCAUUUUCUAUUUGUACGUCAUGAAAAAUACAGGGACACAUCAGACUCUGCACAAAAAGCCUAGCUCUUUUUGAGGUACUUUGUCCUUAAAAUUGUGCCUAACGCAGCUUUAUUUGAAGCUGAUCUUCUACAAUUUACUGCAUUAUAGGAAUUGAGGGGAUUGAGAAAAUUCUUGACGUAUAUGGUGGGCUUUCGUCAUUUUGGUUUCCUACCGUGGUAUUAUUAACCUUGUUUGAACCAGGCUGCUUCUCUCCUCCUCACCAACACCAUCUUACUCACAAGCACACACACUAAUGUGUUUCACUCUUUCUCUCUCUCUGAAUCUUCCUCUUUGCUUUGCCAUUAUGUCACCACAUUCAUACAUGACCUUUUACGGAGGAGACUGAGAGCGAGACAGCAUGAGCAAGAGGAAAAGUGAGAGGAGUGCGGUUACCACACUGUACUACUUUGAAGGCACUUCCCAAAACUGUAGCAUUCCAAGUCACCUCAGUAAAUCUGCUCAAAGCUCAUGCAAAAUGCAAAUGGUGAAUUGGAGAUAAGCCGCCCUUGUCCGUCAUCUACAGUAUGUUGAAGGAUAACAGAUUUUAAGAUCUGUAAGGCCAGUUGCGGCUCUUUCAUAGUUACCGUCUCUCCCUGUGAAAGGACUCAGAUAAGACUGUGUUUUGUACAGUUGGCCAUGCACUUUAUGUCCAUGCCCUGACAAGGGAGCAUUGUUUUUUUUUUGUUUGUUUUUUUUCUAAUUAUCACAUUAAAGUAGAGGGGAAGACAAUCAUUGAUACAACACAGGUUAGUCCUAUGUCUGAGAGAACAAUCUUGGAGAUGCACACAGGAAAUUUGCUACGCUGCCUGAUGAACAUGUUCUUUUAUUGUAUCAGUACAUGCAAGAAGUUUGGUAUUAUUAGUUUUACACUGGUUAGUUUUCUAUCAUGAACAGUUGAUUACUCUCUAGGGUUAAACUCAGUGAUCAUCUACAUUUAAUGUCUUUUUGUGAUCAAAAGGCAGCUUUUUUCUCUGUUUACAUGUUGCUUCUCUUAUGCGCAACUGGUACCCAGCUAGCAUAAAAACUUACUGUCUAUAAAGUAUUGGCACUGGAAUUUGUUUACACCUUGAGCUGUGAUAGUGAUACUGACUCUAUACAUUCUUCUAUUAUAUUGUUCCUGUAUAUAUUUAUUAUCUAAAAAAAAAAGCCUUAUCUGGGGUCCUCCUAAAAAAGCAUAUCCUUUUAAUAAUACUAUGAUCAAAGUUAAUGUUACCCUGAUUUUUCUUCUUAAUCCAUUUCAGAAGGAAUAACAAAUAAACAGACCAGAAGUAAAUUAAACUGAAUUGGUAAUAACAUGACAUGAUGUUCAAUUGAAAUAUUAAUUCCUCAUUUUUUCUUUUGUUUUGUUCUACAUGAUAUAUUUGGUAAGAUAUGAGGCACAUAUUUUUUUCUUCUUUUUUUUUUUCUUAGAGUAAUAUUGUAAUAACAACAGCCUUACUUGUACACAAAUUCUUUAACUGAAGCAGCCAUAUGAACAAAAACAAAGGAAAAAAAAGAAAAAAAGAGGUCUUCUGUCAGCCCUCCAUGUGAGUGAGGAGUUUACUUGAAAAUCAAAAUCAUUGCUAUUGUUUCCGAAUGUGGGGAUGUUUUUGUAAAUUUUUAAAAAUGAGUGUGCUAAAUGUCUAUUUUUCUGCUGAAAUGUUAAUGCAAAUAGUUUUGUGAAAUUUUGUGUGUUUUAGUUUUAAGUUUAAAAAUGUUUACAAAAAUGUAAAAGACAGGGUUCAGGUGUAUUGUAUUUUUUAGAAAUAAUAUAUGAAAGGUGUAUAUUUUGGCACUGAAUAUUGAAAUGAUCCAGAAGUGUGUGCUGAUUGGUCAUCUCUGAUAUUGUUGACAAUUUUCUGAUGCGAGGGCUCUCAGGUAUUUGCAUAUGGUUGUGUAUUUUUAUUUCCUAAAAUAUGUGAUUAACUUAUCAAACAAAUGCACAGUAAUUGAAGUUGUUUGGUAAUUUCUCAUGACAGUCCAACACUGAAUAUGUCGAUGGAAGUUGGAGGAUUGUUCAGCCCUGAUUUCAACAUCAGUGACAUUAAAUGAAGACGCACUGCUUUGAAGAAUGCAAUGUAUAUUUUUAAGGCAUGGGUUUCUCUCUAUUAAAGAAAUGAUUUUAC